Messenger RNA from Malus domestica (apple), 1942 nucleotides. NCBI's taxonomy places the organism in Eukaryota, Viridiplantae, Streptophyta, Magnoliopsida, Rosales, Rosaceae. The record is from RefSeq and is a predicted model, not a curated record.
AUGAGAACUCCUCUACCCCGAGAACCAACCACCGAAACACCAUCAGCCUCCUCGUCCGUCUCACUAUUUAAUCAGUCAAAUUUUAUGAUUAUUGGAAAACCGUUACCCAAUAGAGAAUCUGUUACCGGACUGAUUCGGUUACGGAGAAUACCCGUUCAGGUUUUUUACGAUUUCAGGGAUAUAAUUGUAUAUAAUGACAAAAAUAAACAUGAUAGUGGGGGUGAUGCCAAUGACAAUAACGGCGAGGGCAAUGAUUGUGAUGGUGGUGGUGGUGGUGCCAAUAAAGGGGUUUGGCGCUUGGGCUGCAAUAAAGGGGUGCAGUGGAUGGGUUGCAAAGUUAACAAUAAUGGCAAGGGCAACAACAACGGCGAUGAUGCCAGUUUUGUCAUUCCUUGGAAGCUAAUAUUAUCAAAACCACCUGUUUGGACUCUUAUAGUCUGCCACUUUUGCCACAAUUGGGGAACAUUUAUUCUAUUGACAUGGAUGCCAACAUACUACAAUCAGGUUUUGAAAUCCAACCUCACUGAAUCCGGGCUCCUUUGCGUCUUGCCAUGGUUGACAAUGGCUAUUUUUGCAAAUAUAGGAGGCUGGAUUGCAAAUGCACUUGUCAGCAAAGGUUUCUCUGUAACAACAGUUCGCAAGAUCAUGCAAUCAAUUGGGUUUUUGAGACCAGCCUUUUUCCUCACACUGAUGAGCCGUGUCAAGACACCUGUAAUGGGAGUACUAUGCAUAGCAUGCAGUCAGGGAUCUGAUGCAUUUUCACAAUCGGGUCUCUACUCCAACCACCAAGACAUUGGACCUCGCUAUGCUGGAGUAUUGCUGGGACUCUCAAACACAGCAGGAGUUCUUGCUGGUGUCUUCGGUACAGAUGCAACCGGCUACAUACUCCAACGAGGUUUUUGGGAUGAUGUAUUUAAGGUCUCAGUUGUAUUAUACAUCAUGGGCACAUUAAUCUGGAACUUAUUUUCAACGGGGGAGAAAAUUAUUGACUUGAGAAAUGCAGAACAAUCACAGCGGUUAAUACGACCAGUCCAGGUGGGUUCGUCAAAUCACUACUCAUUUUCAAAUUUGCUUUACAAUCACAGAAAUCAAGAAACACACCCUCUUCGGCAAUCGGCCUUCAAUGAAGAAAGGGAACAAGAACUGCACUCCGGCAAUCAGCCUUAAUGGAGCUGCACACAAUAACAACAAACAAAACUUUUCAAGAACUUUACUUCGGCUAUCGGCCUUUAAGGAGUAACACACAAUAUCUGAGACAGAACUUUUCACUCCGGCUAUCGGCCUUAUGGAGGAAACAAAUUGCAUUCAACACAAUAUCGAGUGCACAAAAUCGCAAACAAUAUUUAAUCAAAGAAUCUAUCUGUCACUUAGAAGAAAUGGCAAUCGGCCUUCAUAUUCUUCUAAAUCAGUAAAUGGCUAUCGACCUUGAUACAAGAAUUAACACAGAAUUCCUCACUGAGACAAUCAAACAAACAUUUGGAGUGCAUAAAGAAAGAUGAAACAUGAAUCUUCAGUUCUUGAUUGCAAAACGCACAGAGAAACACCAGAAAUCAUCGACCAUUACAUCCAGAGAAACACCAAAAAUCAUCGACCAUUCAAUCUAACACGGCGGAUGUAGUACCACCUAGGACCGAGACCCAUCUUGCUCUUGGAACCCGGCAAGAACGAAAUUUUGUAUGAAAUAACACUUGCACCUGAGCAUUUGUUGUUCUGUUGAGAGCCCACGUGAUGGAUUCUGAUCGAAUUUCCAAAACCCAGUUGGGAAUGAUCAAAACUUCAUCUCUCUGGAACCCCACUGAAGAACUUGACGGAAAAUUCAAGAAAUUUGAAGAGAAAAUCUAAUGAAAUGAAAACGAUGAAAAUGACAAAAUCUAAUGAAAAACGGAACCACCAGAAUCAUGGCGUGAGCCUGGUGGCUCUAAUACCAUGUUAACUACAUUGU